CAGAUGAUUGAUAAUGGACCCAAUCAGAUAUUCAUACCAUGGGAUAACAUUUGAUAUACAAGAUAUCACAGACUUUGGUAGGCAACAAGACCAUUUGACCAAAACAGCCAUAGCGGUCGGCAAACAAAAGCAUAGAAAUGUUUCGACAACAUGGCCAGGUGUAGCAGAUGAAAUACUCAGUAGAGAGAUAAGAAGAGAUCACCUGAAAAACAUAAAGCAGGCAAAAGUUUUAGAUGAAUUAAGUAGACUUGAUCUUAAAGUGGACAUACCUGUUAAAGAGAGUAAAUCAAUCAAAGUGGCAAGAGUGAGACAAAUAAAAAGCGCCACCAAUCGGAGUACAGACUGUACUAUUGAUCCCGAAAGAUUUUAUGAGAGACAAGAACACAAUGCUUGUGCAGUGGAGCAACACGAGGACUUUCAGUGUACCGAGAGAAUACCAUCUUAUAGACACCCAGAUGAAAUAAUUUUUAAAGUACAAGGUAAAGCUCAACAUAAGGCAUUACGUGAAACUCGUAGUGCCCCAGAGAAAAACACAGAGAGCAGAAAGAACAAUUUGUUUAGUCCUUCACAAUGGGUGCAAAAACAAGUACUUGAAGAAAAAAAAGAAGCAGAAUCAACGCCACCAAUAACGUAUAUAUUCUGGAAUGCAAAACAUUUUCAGCAUUUUCAUUACCUUUACAAACUAACAAGGGAUUGCGAGAAUCGCGUACAAAAGCUGAAACAAAGCAAGGAUCAAGCAAAUCGAAUGCCUGAAAAUGUUGCCAUCAAAAUAGGGAUAGUUGGGCAUUUCACAGCAGACAAUGUUAAACUAAUAUCGAAAAAAUCAGGGAAAAGUGAGGUCUCAGAGUACCAACACAUUUGGGAGGCACUUCCACUUGUUUGCUUUCAAAACGAUUUAUUCCAAAAAUUAACAUCAAAGAAAAAUGUUCUGUGUCAAAAGAGUGCAUGUCACCUGAUCCUCAUCAAAUCGGACAAUAUUUUACCUAAAACAGAUAGAGCCGAUGAUUUUAUUAUCAGCGUAGGUCAGAACAAAGAUCAAAUUGAAGAAAUCAUCACCUCCUGCAUAGAGGAACCUCUCGAUCACAUGCUACAAAAAUGGUCAGAGGAUCUUAAACUUGAACAUUUCAGGGGAAAUGCAUCAGAUGUUAUCGUAGAAAUAGAGGCUAUUCGUACAAAGUUGGUGUCUCGCAACAGUAUAAAUACCAAAGAAGUUGAUUCAAAUAUACCGAGUACUAGUUCGGAAACAGUUGUUCCUAGCAAUGUUAAGGAGUACCUGUUUGGAAGGUCUGAUGUCAACUCAUUUGGAUUAUGGACUAAUUCCUCAUUCAAGGUGUUUGUCAAGAAUGCAACCAAUGUUAAAGAGCUGAAGGAUGCCUUGAUAACGUUGAACAAAACAUUCUUUCAAACAUAUCAACCAGAAAUAGAAAUAAAAAGAUGGACGGAAAUGCAAACGCUGAAGCAGGGGGAUCCUAUUCAAUCCAAAGAUGCAGCAAUAGGAACACUUGGAGGGUUUGUUACGAAAUCAAACAAUGAUAAGAAAAUAUAUGCAUUGACUUGCAACCAUUUAUUUCCGAAUGAAAAUGAACCGGCUUAUGCUAAUGACUUAAAAGAAAUUGGUGCUUGUAUGUUCACAACCAGGGACAAAGGGUGUGAUUUUGCUGCUAUUGAGAUGAAGGAGUCUUAUGUAGAUUCCUGCGAUAUGGCCUUCAGAAGGGAUGACAAAAAGAAAACCAAUGCAAAUGUUUUUUCCAACAGCUUAGAAACUGGAAACAUUGUACAUAAGAUAGGCGCAACAACGAAUGUGACCAAUGGAAUAAUUGUAAGUCCUGAAUUUUAUUUAAAAGUAACAGACGAAUCCACUCGGGAAAAUGUUUUUCUCGUGAAAGGUACCGCCGAAAAGUUUUCUGAAAGGGGCGAUAGUGGUUCACUAGUAUUUUCCAGACCAAAUCGUAUACAGCAAACUUAUGUUGAUGUCGUUGGUAUGGUAUACGCCAAUGAUCUUACAUUGUAUGAUGAUGAUGAUGACAACGACGAUCCAAUUGAUCAAAAGAAAAUGAAGUCCAAUUUGCUUGAAGGGUCCCAGGAAGAAGGUGUUCAAAAUAACGAUGUUAACUCUGGAAAUAAACCAACCUCGAGCAAAUGCGAUAACCUAGACAAAGACACAAAUACAGUGUCUGCUAUCCACCAAGAUACAAAUGGUAUUUCAUUUUGUUAUCGAUUACACACAGCUUUGAAUCUUUUCAAAGAGAAUCAGGGUGGCAAUUUUGAAGUAAAGCUUAAAGAUGACGUGUCUUCGUCAGAAUCCGAUGAUUCAAACGAAGGAAACAACUGACAACUUUACGAAAGUUCGAUGUUUUUGUUUGUUUGUUUGUUUUGGUUUUUGUCUGAUGGGCUAUGGUAGUAAGUUGUCUUAAGAUACUAGUUUUGUCGAUUGGACUCUGUUUUGUGGUUGUGUGGUGUCAGACACCGCGCGCGAUAGGACAGAGAAAGAUGGCUUGCGAUUAAAGAGACAUCAUGGAAUAGAAGAAGUACAUGAGAACUUAAGAAACCAACUUUUUAGUUUCUCUGAACUGAGAGAACUUGUAUUCUGUCCGUUCG
Magallana angulata is the source of this 2598-nucleotide messenger RNA. RefSeq lists its product as uncharacterized. NCBI's taxonomy places the organism in Eukaryota, Metazoa, Mollusca, Bivalvia, Ostreida, Ostreidae. The coding region runs from base 14 to 2332 and encodes 772 amino acids. The record is from RefSeq and is a predicted model, not a curated record. The transcript has 14 exons.